AUGGCUAAUCUAGGACGAUCGGUCAGGAGGUGCUGGAGUAGUAUUCCCAAGUCGAACGUGGCUGGAGCGAAACGAACAACUCACGCCCACUCAGCGGGCUUCAAGCGAUACUCACUUGGGUCGGUGGUGGCCGUCUCCGGAGCCGCCGUCAUCUGGUGGUUCACCUCUCACAAUAUUGCCCUAGCAGAAGCUCCUCACCAUGCACAUACCAAAACCCAUGGACGCGAUCACACCCACGUUCACGGCCAUGAUAAGCGACUCGUCCCACAUGCGGCUCCAUCAACACCCACUAGGCCUGUCGCACACGAGAAUAAGGCUCACGUGACGGACGUCUAUGAGAAGCUGGAACAGAAAUCUUUGGAUCUUGCCCAACUUCCGGUGGAAGAAGCUGUGCUCACCAGUGCACCUAAAGUCCCUCCCUCAAUCACCCGCGAUUAUCCCGUGAUUCUGAAGGUGGAUUUGACAACGACCACCCGGAAAGCCCAAUUGACAGGAGCGUACAAGUAUGAACAAUGGACGUUCAACGAUCAGGUUCCGGGACCUUUUAUCCGUGCACGCGUAGGCGACGUUGUGGAAGUGACAUUGACCAACAAGGACGAAAGCGGCAUGCACAUAACAUCGACUGCCACGCUUUUCUGGGGCCUGGGGCCGGCAGAUCGAGAUCUUCCACCCGUGGAUAAAGAGUACUAUGUGAUGCAGAGUGAGUGGUACCACGAGCCGCCCGAGGUGGACGAUCACGGCAAAAAGUCGUCUCAGGUUGAAUUUUCCUAUCCCAACUCCCUGUGCGAAGAGCCUGACAUCGUCGUCUUCAACGGGAGUGAGUCGGCCAUGACCCGAGAGAAGCCACUAAAAGCGAACGUCAACGAUACGGUGCGCAUCUUGGGGGCGCCCAUAGGCUUGGGUGGGAACCGCCCAUAA
Molecule: messenger RNA, 918 nt
Organism: Rhinocladiella mackenziei CBS 650.93
Lineage: Eukaryota; Fungi; Ascomycota; Eurotiomycetes; Chaetothyriales; Herpotrichiellaceae
Exons: 3
Coding region: 1-918 (305 amino acids)
Molecular function (GO): copper ion binding
Source: RefSeq, a predicted model, not a curated record